AUGGCGGCGGCGGGGCGGGCGCUGCGCGCCGCGCUCCCCGCCGGGCUCUGGGGCCGCCUAGCCCCGCUGCCGGGCGCGCCCCGCCGGGCCGCCGCGCACUUCGCUUUCCAGCCGGACCCGGCGCCCAGCGAGUACGGGCAAACUCAGAAGAUGAAUCUCUUCCAAUCCAUAACAAGUGCCUUGGACAAUGCUUUAGCCAAAGAUCCAACUGCAGUUGUAUUUGGUGAAGACGUGGCCUUUGGUGGAGUCUUCAGAUGUACAGUUGGGUUGCGAGACAAGUAUGGUAAAGACAGAGUUUUCAACACCCCUUUAUGUGAACAAGGAAUUGUUGGCUUUGGUAUUGGAAUUGCUGUUACAGGUGCUACAGCCAUUGCAGAAAUUCAGUUUGCAGAUUACAUUUUUCCAGCAUUUGAUCAGAUUGUUAAUGAAGCAGCAAAAUAUCGUUACCGCUCUGGAGAUCUGUUCAAUUGUGGAAACCUCACCAUUAGAGCACCCUGGGGCUGUGUGGGCCAUGGUGCAUUAUAUCACUCUCAGAGUCCAGAAGCCUUUUUUGCUCACUGUCCAGGAAUAAAGGUUGUUAUUCCAAGGAGUCCUCUGCAGGCCAAAGGAUUGCUGCUGUCAUGCAUAGAGGACAAAAAUCCAUGCAUAUUCUUUGAACCUAAAAUACUUUACAGAGCUGCAGUGGAACAAGUUCCUGUAGAGCCCUACAACAUUCCACUGUCGCAAGCUGAGGUGCUGCAGACAGGCAGUGAUGUGACAAUGGUUGCUUGGGGCACUCAGGUACAUGUGAUCAAAGAGGUGGCAUCAAUGGCUCAAGAAAAGCUUGGUGUGUCCUGUGAAGUUAUUGAUCUGAGGACCAUCUUACCAUGGGAUACAGAGACUGUUUGCAAGUCAGUGGCAAAGACUGGGCGACUGCUGAUUAGCCAUGAGGCUCCCUUGACAGGAGGAUUUGCAUCUGAAAUCAGUUCCACAGUUCAGGAGGAAUGCUUUUUGAAUUUAGAAGCUCCUAUUGCAAGAGUAUGUGGCUAUGACACUCCCUUCCCUCACAUCUUUGAGCCCUUCUACAUCCCAGACAAAUGGAAAUGCUAUGAUGCUCUUAGAAAAAUGAUUAACUACUGAGCAGUAGUACAGAGAGGAGAAGAACAACAGGGAAAUACAGAAGCUGCCUUCAAAACUCUUGACAUUUUAAUCAGAUCUUCUGGGUUUGGAAUUUACAUAGCAGACUUUUCUUUUAACUCAGCUAUCCUGAAUGUUCAUCUUGGCUAUUCUUCAGCAAGUUCAAAUUUUCCUUAAUUAUGAAAUCAGUGAUGGGCAAGUGAUUGUUACAGUAAGUAGUUUCAGAUGUAUUUAAAGAUAUUCCAGAUGUUGAAUGAAAAUUGCAUAUUGCUGUGCUUCACUAAGUUACAUCUAGACUUCACUGUGUAAAUAUGAGACGCAGAAUUUUAUUCAAUAAAACAAUAUGCUCAUGUUGUCUCUUA
Molecule: messenger RNA, 1478 nt
Organism: Pseudopodoces humilis (Tibetan ground-tit)
Lineage: Eukaryota; Metazoa; Chordata; Aves; Passeriformes; Paridae
Gene: BCKDHB
Product: branched chain keto acid dehydrogenase E1 subunit beta
Biological process (GO): response to nutrient; branched-chain amino acid catabolic process
Cellular component (GO): oxoglutarate dehydrogenase complex
Source: RefSeq, a predicted model, not a curated record